AUGAACUUUAUUCACGUUGUGCGACGAAACACCCGGUGGAGCACGCGCGGCACGCUGCUUGAGAAGGUCUACAUCAAGUAUUUCUUGACGCUGGCCUGCCUGUCUCUUUUCAUCGCACUGAGUUGUUGGAUGGCAUUCGAGCUUUUUGGUCGUUCUGAAACUCGUUGUGUAAUGCCAUCUGUCCGCCGAGAGUGGAGGACUCUCAGCGCUGCCGAGAAGAAAUCUUACAUCUCGGCAGUGAAUUGUCUUAUGGACUUACCAUCUAUCUUUGACAGCCAAACAUCGCAUUUUGACGACUUCACAUACGCCCACAUUACGGCAGGUGGUUCCUCGCACUACGCGGCUGCCUUCUUACCAUGGCAUAGAAUGUUCGUGUAUACCUACGAGCAAACGCUGCGCCAGAAGUGUCAAUACGAUGGUGUGCAACCUUACUGGAAUUGGGUGUUGGACUCAAGAGACCUAAGCCAGUCUCCUGUAUGGGAUUCUGAACUCGGCUUUGGACUAAAUGGUAGCUCUGAGGGAGAUCACUGCGUUGAAAAGGGACCAUUUGCAGGUAGAAGCUAUGCCUGGAGACACCUUCCUGAAAAGGGCAUUGCCGAAAUGGAGCCGCACUGCCUAUCUCGGUGGUUCAGAGAUCUCUAUUCUGUGGAAGAUGCCGAGGACGAGGUUUUAUAUCUCAAGAUCUACGAUCGUAUCUCCCCUGAGUAUGUGAAUGAGACCUUGAACGCAGCCGAUUACAGCUCUUUCUUCAAAAGGUUCGAGGCUGGCGCCCACAACGCUAUCCCAAUGUUCAUCAGGGGCGAAUGGCUCAACUUCACAGCGACCAAUGACCCGGUAUUCUUUUUGCACCACGCACAGGUUGACCGACUAUGGUGGUUGUGGCAGAACAACGAUCCCAAGGGCCGCUUGAAAGAGUAUUUCGGACCUUCGGAAAAUUUUCUUGGGGAGCAUCAUGAGAACAUGGAAUCUCAUUCCAAAGAUGUCCUUCCAAUGGGUGGUCUCGUCAGCGAUGGGAAAGUCGAAGACUACCUGAGCACGUCAGGUGGUCAACUGUGUUACGCGUAUGACUAG
Molecule: messenger RNA, 1071 nt
Organism: Colletotrichum gloeosporioides
Lineage: Eukaryota; Fungi; Ascomycota; Sordariomycetes; Glomerellales; Glomerellaceae
Product: Tyrosinase ustQ
Exons: 3
Coding region: 1-1071 (356 amino acids)
Molecular function (GO): oxidoreductase activity
Source: RefSeq, a predicted model, not a curated record